AACAAUCUAGAAAAAACUUUAAGAGUCUUGGAAUCUAGAAUUGAGGAAUUAGAGCAAAAUGACGAAGGGUUACGUUCACAAUUCAAAUUUUUAGAAGAAAAGGUAGAAGAAUCCAAAGAGACUAUAUGUAAUUUAGAGAAAAAGAAUAGAGAGCGAGAAGAAGAAGCCAAAGUCAAGCAAGAAACUAUUAGUAAUUUAGAAGAAAAAGUUAGAGAACGAGAAGAA
This is a messenger RNA of Funneliformis geosporum, 225 nucleotides long. The record is from the annotation of a GenBank genome assembly. NCBI's taxonomy places the organism in Eukaryota, Fungi, Glomeromycota, Glomeromycetes, Glomerales, Glomeraceae.